Molecule: messenger RNA, 523 nt
Organism: Drosophila innubila
Lineage: Eukaryota; Metazoa; Arthropoda; Insecta; Diptera; Drosophilidae
Exons: 1
Coding region: 96-389 (97 amino acids)
Source: RefSeq, a predicted model, not a curated record
AUUGCUCAACAUUGGGGGAUGCCCCAAUCCGCAGUUCGUGCAACGUGAGUGCUGCCGCUGUAACGUGGGGCAUCAUCAUCAUCAUCAUCAUCAUCAUGCACGUGGGCUACAGAAUACGCCGCAUGCCCCUCGUGCGUCACGCCCUCCUCGCCAUCCUGCAGUUGCUCCAGAAAUCGCUGCGUCCCAUGCGAGAUACGGAAAUCCUAGCGGCAUUAUCCGUUCAAUAUCAACGCUCCGAUCCGGAAUUUUUGCGGCAGCUGCGCGUCAAUCUGCUGGAUGCGGUCGAUUAUGGCAUUCUGAAGCGUCAGUCGAAUGUUUUCUCACUGCGCUCCAAGAGAUUCGGCGAGAUCAUGAGGAAUCUGGUGCCCCAAGGUGGCAGUCAAAAAUAACAUGAAUUUUACACAAAAAUGCACAAAAUUCAACAAAUACACACUGUAAUUGUAUUCAUUUGUUGUUGUCUGACUUUGUAUGUGGAGGAAAGUCAAUAACUUCGAUUACAAUUUAUCGAUAAAUAUCGAUUGUG